UUUCCCGCGGUUUGAGGCUGAGGUAGUAAGCUGUGGAUUGUAUAUGUGCUCCUGUUCACUGAGUACACUCCAUGUCCUGACAUUUUAUGACACUUAUCCGUUUGUUUUAGUCAAAGUAAAGCCGAAUCCUGCUGCGGAUUAGUCGUAGGUUCUUUUUAAAUCUCACUCCUGACGAGCGCGAAGUGUAUUUUAUUAGCAAUGCCUCCCAAAAGGCGCACCGCCGGGACCCCGAGCAGGGAGCAGAAGUCCGGCAGCAGGAAGAGCUCCUCUCCGGACACUAAGCACAACUCCGUUGUCACCCCAGAGAAGCAUGAAGAGAAGGAUCCUGAGUUCAUAACCCUCUGUAAGGACCUCUUGGUGACCAACUUGGUGUGUGAUAAUGCGUGGGCAACUUGGGAGUCGGUGGCAAAGUCAGCAGAGAAAGUAAAUGGCUCAAACAAGCCACUUUGGGGAGCAUGCAUAUUCAUUUCAGCAGUGGAUUUGGAAGACAUGUGCUUCACCUUUACAGAACUUCAGAAGGCAGUUGGACUGAGUUUGAAACAGUUCUUUAACCUAGUGAGGAAGAUGGAUGAGAAUUUGGACACCAUAAGCCCUAAAGUGAACUCUGCUGUCACAAAACUUGAGAAGAAGUAUGAAGUGUCACUGGCGCUCUAUCAGCGAUUUGUGAAGACAUGUGCUAAAAUCUACUCUGCGCCUGAUGAAGCUAAGAAACAAGAGCUUUUGCACACUAGCUGGAUUAUGUUCCUUUUGGCCAAAGGAACUGUUCUGCAGAUGGAAGAUGACCUGGUGAUAGCCUUCCAGUUACUUUUGUGUGUUUUGGAGUUCUGCACCAAGCGCUGCCCGUCUGCUCUUCUUCAGCCUCUGUACAGGUCAGCAAUCACUACAACAGCCCAGAGCCCUCCAACUCGGACUUCUAGACGUAGUAAAGCCAAGCCUCGUCCCCCUGAGGUGGAUGUGCAGUUGCUUGAGACACUCUGCAAAGAGAGCGACUGUAGCAUGGAUGAGGUGAAAAAUGUGUACCAAAGCAGUUUCUCUGCCUUCUUGGAUUCCAUGAACUUGGCAGGAUCACAGGAGCUUCCAUCUCAGGCAUGUGUGGACACUUUCUCUGAAGAAUAUGAGAAACUAUACCACAAAAACAAGGAUUUUGAUGCAAGACUCUUCCUGGUUGAUGAUGAGACGCUCAGCUUAGGCAAAGUGGACACUCCAACUGUGGAGAUAACUCCAAGAAAGAAUCAGUCUGGUGAAGAGAGCGUUCCCAUUCCACCACAGACCCCAAUCAGAGCUGCUAUGUAUUCGAUACAGCAACUGAGGGGUGAGCUGACCUCAGCCAGUGAUCAGCCCUCUGGCAAUCUUAUUGUUUACUUCAAGAACUGCACUGUGGACCCAUCAGAAGAGAUCACUAAGCGAGUAGAACAGCUGGGUCAGAUCUUCUGCCAGAAAUUUGCUGAAGCUGUUGGCCAGCGCUGUGAAGGCCUUGGCAAAGAGAGAUUUACUCUUGGUGUCCAGCUCUAUUACAAAGUCAUGGAGUCAAUGCUGAAAUCAGAGGAAAAGAGGCUCUCUGUGCAAAAUUUCAGUAAACUCCUCAACAAUGCUACAUUCCAUACCUCACUCCUUGCCUGUGCACUCGAGGUUGUCAUGGCAACUUAUGUUGGAAAUUCCCUGAAGAAUGGGAAUGAAAAUGGGAAUGACACUGACCUGUGCUUCCCCUGGAUUCUGGACGUUUUCCAGCUUUAUGCUUUUGACUUCUACAAAGUGAUAGAGAGUUUCAUCAAAGCAGAGCCCACACUAAAGCACAAUAUGAUUGAACACUUGGGCCGAUGUGAGCAGCAGAUCAUGGAGAGCAUUGCUUGGAAAGCGGAUUCUCCACUGUUUGAACUCCUGAAGCAAUCACGUGAGGAGGGGCCUGGUGAACAAGCGGAGCCUCCCGCCACUCUGAACCAGCCUCUACAGCACAACCACACUGCUGCUGAUCUGUACCUAUCCCCACUGCGGCCCAGUCGUCGAGUCCCAGCUGCAGAGGUAGAUACUUCAGCUGUGCCCUCAUCCCAGCCUCCUGUCCCAGGCACCAGACAACACCGUUCCAACUCUCUGAGCCUCUUUUACAAAAAACUAUACAGAAUGGCCUACCUGCGGCUGAAAAUGCUUUUCUCACACCUGCUGACUUCUCAUCCUGAGCUGGAGCACAUCAUAUGGACUUUGCUUCAGCACACGCUCCAGAAUGAGUAUGAACUCAUGAAAGACAGACACCUAGACCAGCUCAUGAUGUGCGCUAUGUAUGCCAUAUGCAAGGUAAAGAAUGUGGAUUUGCGCUUUAAGACGAUUGUGACUGCAUACAAAGAGCUUCCCAAUACAAACCAGGAGAUCUUCAAGCAUGUUUUGAUCAGAGAAGGCCAGUAUGACUCCAUCAUUGUCUUCUACAACCUGGUGUUUAUGCAGAAGCUGAAGACCAAUAUUCUGCAGUACUCCUCUCCUCGGCCACCUCCCCUGUCUCCUAUACCUCAUAUCCCCCGGAGCCCAUACAAAUACCCCAGCUCUCCCCUGAGAGUGCCUGGCGGGAAUGUCUACAUCUCUCCUUUGAAGAGCAGCCGCAUGACUCCAUCAGCCAUGACUCCUCGAUCCAGGAUCCUUGUAUCAAUUGGUGAAUCAUUUGGGACAUCGGACAAAUUCCAAAAGAUCAAUCAGAUGGUUAGCAGCACUGAUUGGUCCCUGAAAAGGAGGCUAGAAGGAGACUCCACCCCCAAACCACUGAAACGAUUACGCUUUGAUGUGGAUGGACAAGAUGAGGCUGAUGGGAGUAAAUCAAAUGGCGAGUCUACACUGAUCCAGAAGCUGGCAGAAAUGAGCUCAGCUAGGAGCCGCAUGCAGGAACAGAAACUGAAGGAGGAGGCUGAGAAAGAGGACCCCGAGCCCUGAUAAGUGUGUUGUGUUAUCCGAAGCCUGCAUUCAUUCUUUUUUUUUUUUUUUUUUUUUUUUUUUUUUUUUAAUGUUCACCAGUUUUAACUUUAUCCUAUGGGUCUCAUUUUACAAGUUACUUGAAGUGUCUAAAGAUACGUUUCAGAAAACCAAACCUGAGAGUGAAUACUAGUUAGCACAUCCGCAAGCAUAUUACAAACAGAUUUGAAGAGACAGUGUCAUAGGUUUAUAAUUUUAUAGGUUUAUAAUUUGGGGGUUAUUUUCAGCUGUCCCUGUAUCCCCCCCGAAGGAAAUGGUUGUCAUGCAGCCUGGAGACUUCAGAAGUGUUUUUUUUAUAUAUAUAUUUUUGUCAACGUUGAUUAGUUCCUUAAAGUCUUUUCUCUGUUCCAUGAUUCAGUCCGACUGAAAACUUCAAGCAUUAUGUGAGAACAGUGCGUUCAAAGAGGGACAAAAUGUGUCUCAGGAUAAAUGAUUAUUUUAAGGGUUGUUGAACAAUUUUCUUUACAUUUUUAAUAGCUUUUCAACAUAUUCAUGGUAAAUAUAACAUCAUCUACAAGUCUGACUACUAUAUUACACGUAUACAUAAGCCAUAAUAAGCAUAAUCAUGUAUAUGGUAAAGACAAUAUUGCUUUGUAAUGAAAGGGGAAGACAGAAACAUCCCUUGCACUCAUUGUGUAGCAGUGGUCUAGAGUUAUUCUAAGCUUUAGGCCUCUCCAAAGUAUAGAAUACCCUAAUUGCCUUGAAAUUCUUUCUAUACUAUGGACAUUGUGGAAGCUUCUCAGAAACUGUAUUUUUGUCCUGAAACAUUGUUUAUGUGGUAGGAUUAAUUGAUUCAGUGUUGGUUUUAUGAUAUGAAUGGGGAGUGUUUGUGUUUCUGUGUGCGGGCGCAUGUACAUGUAUUUCUUUUUAAUAUAUAACAUUUUUUAUUUGCUUCCUGGACAGAACCUUUUGUUAUUGAACUGUUAGUUAUUAGUAUUGAGUUUAUGUACUUCUGUCACUUUGUCAAAAAAAAAAAUCAGUUCAUCUACUGAGGUUUGUUAAUUACAGACUUAAGAUUGUUAUAUUAAUAUGUAUGACCAUCUUAAAUGAUUGUCUUUUAGAUAAAAUAAACUAUAAAAAUAUA
Molecule: messenger RNA, 4036 nt
Organism: Pygocentrus nattereri (red-bellied piranha)
Lineage: Eukaryota; Metazoa; Chordata; Actinopteri; Characiformes; Serrasalmidae
Gene: rb1
Product: retinoblastoma 1
Exons: 27
Coding region: 199-2913 (904 amino acids)
Biological process (GO): neuron projection development; regulation of transcription by RNA polymerase II; cell differentiation
Cellular component (GO): nucleus; chromatin; Rb-E2F complex
Molecular function (GO): RNA polymerase II transcription regulatory region sequence-specific DNA binding
Source: RefSeq, a predicted model, not a curated record